This is a messenger RNA of Cordyceps militaris CM01, 1797 nucleotides long. Its product is annotated as oxidoreductin. The record is from RefSeq and is a predicted model, not a curated record. Gene Ontology annotation, molecular function: protein-disulfide reductase activity; FAD binding; thiol oxidase activity. NCBI's taxonomy places the organism in Eukaryota, Fungi, Ascomycota, Sordariomycetes, Hypocreales, Cordycipitaceae. The transcript is spliced from 3 exons. The coding region runs from base 1 to 1797 and encodes 598 amino acids. Gene Ontology annotation, cellular component: endoplasmic reticulum; endoplasmic reticulum membrane. Gene Ontology annotation, biological process: protein folding in endoplasmic reticulum.
AUGAAGUCUGCUGGCCGACUCUUUUUCCUCUCCGUCUUUGCCCUCUGGGCCGCGCCGGGGACCUGCGCAGGCGCCUCCAAGGAUGGCUGUCCGAUCUCUCCUAAAGCCAUCGUCGACGAUGCCUGCGUCUCCUACGCCACCCUCGACAAGCUCAACACCCGCGUCAAGCCCGCCGUCGACGACCUGACCAAGACGACCGACUUCUUCUCCCACUACCGCCUCAACCUCUUCCACAAGUCGUGCCCCUUUUGGGACGACCAGAACGGCCUCUGCGGCAACAUAGGCUGUGCCGUCGAGACGCUCGACAAGGAAGAGGACAUCCCCGACGUCUGGAAGGUCAAGGAGCUGAGCAAGCUUGAAGGCCCCCUGGCCCGUCACCCCGGCCGAGCGCCCAAGGAGGAGCACCGCCCGCUCCACGGCGAGCUCGGCGAGAGCGUUGGCGAGAGUUGCGUCUACGACAAUGAUGAUGAGUGCGACCAGCGCGACUACUGCGUCCCCGAGGACGAGUCCGCCUUCUCCAAGGGCGACUACGUCAGCCUCACCAAGAAUCCUGAACGCUUCACUGGCUACGCGGGCGUCGGCUCCCACAUGGUCUGGGACGCCAUCUAUCGCGAGAACUGCUUCCAGCGCAGCUCCUUUCCGCGCUCCGCCGACGUCGGCGUCUCGCAAUGGCCGCAAGGACCCGCCGCGAUGGACUUCAAACACGUCAUGGAGGCCGCUGGUCGCCAGGCACAACUCACUCGCGAGCGUCUUGACAAGCCCGAGACGCCCUUUGUCGCCAGCACCGGCCUCGAAGCCGACGACGAGUGCCUCGAGAAGCGCGUCUUUUACCGCGUCGUCUCGGGUAUGCACGCCAGCAUCAGCACCCACCUCUGCUGGGACUACCUCAAUAAGACGACAGGUCUCUGGGGACCCAACCUCGACUGCUACAUGGAGCGGCUUCACGGCCAUGCCGACCGCAUCAGCAACCUCUACUUCAACUACGCGCUCGUGACCCGCGCCGUCGCCAAGCUGGGGCCCUACCUGCAGAAGCCGACCUACACCUUUUGCACUGAUGACGCCCGUGAGGACGCCUCGACGCGCAGCAAGGUCCUCGAGGUGACGCAACGCGCCGCCCUGGUCCCCGACAUUUUCGACGAGAGCGUCAUGUUUGUCAAUGGCGAAGGCCCGUCGCUCAAGGAGGACUUUCGCAACCGCUUCCGCAACAUUAGCCGCCUCAUGGACUGCGUCGGCUGCGACAAAUGCCGCCUCUGGGGAAAGGUCCAGACCAACGGCUACGGCACCGCGCUCAAGGUGCUCUUUGAGUUUGACAAGGGUAGUGAGCACGCGCCCGUGCUCAAGCGCACCGAGCUCGUCGCCCUCUUCAACACCUACGGCCGCCUCACCCAGUCGCUCAUGGCCCUGGGCCAGUUCCGCAGAAUGGCCGCCGAGGCCGAGGACCAGCGCCAGGCCGCCGCGCUGCUCGCCGAGACCGCCAAGGAUAUCCACCACCCGCUGGACCACCCGCUCACGGCCGCCGACCCGGACGAGGAGCUCUCGGACGAGCUGGUGGAACUUAUUCGCAAACAGAACCGCGGGUCUGGGGGCGACGACUGGAAGUCCCAGUUUGACCACGAAAUGACCCUCGUGAAGCUGGCACUCCGUGUCGUAUUUACCGGUUGGCUCCGUGCCCCUGUUUACUUUUUUCAAGUGGGCACCGCCGAAGUUAUAAGAGUAUUGCGGUCGUGGAUGGGUCUUGACAACGGAGAGCGACGCUACAACUUGCGCAUACCAAACGUAAACCGCCCUGAUUUGUAA